GUGAUCAUCUUCCUCCUUAAACAAACACAAACAAGGCCCAUCAGCUCUCCGGCUGCUAUCGAAUCCGAAUAUAUCACUUUCACAUGGCAUCGCUUCACCCUUUUCCUACUCCUACGUCUCUCCUGGUGCUCAUGUUCUUGGCUCUUUUCUCUCAAGUAUCUUGUCUCCCCAUCAAUUACACUACGUUUGAAGAUCGUGAUAUGCGAGAUUUCAUACACCACGGCAAUUCAAGAAUAUACUACGGAGCUUUGCAAAUCACCACUGAUACGGGCAAUCGUAAUUACCAACAUUUAAUGAAGAACUCGUCCGGGAGGCUUCUGUAUAAGGACACGAUCAAGCUAUGGAAAAAGAAGAAGAACGGCACGGUCAUUGCAUCCUUCCACUCCACCUUUGCGUUGAAUAUCGUUGGCGAGACGGAAAAUAGCGGACCCCCCGGUGAAGGUUUGGCCUUCAUUCUGACCAGCAAUCCGGAACUCCCGAUGAACAGCCAUGGCCAGUGGCUUGGGAUAGUGAAUUCAAGCUUGAACGGUUCCCCCGCAAAUCGAAUAGUUGCAAUCGAAUUUGAUACUAGGAAAAGCCAUAUGGGCGAUGAAGAUGACAAUCAUGUGGGCAUCAACGUCAACAGCAUAAACUCCAACAUCCAAGUUCCACUAAAAAGAUGGGGUGUUAAUCUCUCCAGCGGAGUGGAUGUGGUCGCUAGCAUUCGAUAUGAUGGAAUAUCAAAAAACAUGACUGUCAAUGUUUCCAUGUUUAACGAUACAACAAGCCACCACAUAAUUACGGAAACCAUGGAUCUAUCAGAACAUCUUCCCGAAGAUGUUUACAUCGGAUUUUCGGGUUCGACCAGUAAUUACACCCAGCUUAACUGUAUAACCAAAUGGAAUUUCUCCAUAGACGAAAUUGCGGGGAAAAAUAAGAUGUGGAUCGUGUGGGUUUUGCUUGGGAUUCUCUUGCCUCUUCUCCUCUGUUGUGGGCUUACAUCUUACCUUUGCUGGAGAAGAAAGAUCAAGAGCGAUGUGAGGCUUCAAGAAUUACUGGGGGUGCUUGAAAACUCCACAAAAGGUCCACACAAGUUCCGGCUCAAGGAUCUCAAAUCCGCGACUGCAAAUUUCCACCCCAAGAACAAGCUCGGUCAAGGCGGGUUCGGAACCGUCUACAAGGGCUUCUUAAAAGGGAUCAAUAAGGAUGUCGCCGUGAAAAGGUUGUCCAAGGACUCGAGCCAAGGCGAACAAGAGUUUGUGGCGGAGGUGAAGACGAUCAGCCGUCUCCGUCACAGGAACCUUGUGCAUUUGAUCGGGUGGUGCUACGAAAGUGGUGAGUUUCUUCUUGUGUAUGAGUACUUGCCUAGAGGAAGCUUAGAUAAGCUCUUAUUUUACAAUGAUAGCUCGGUAGGGACUGAGAUUUUACUGAGUUGGGAUAGAAGGCAUAAGAUGAUUCAAGGAGUUGCAUCCGCUCUGAGCUACCUUCAUGACGGGUGCGACCGGAGGGUGUUGCAUCGCGACGUAAAAUCUAGCAAUGUGAUGCUAGAUAAUGAAUACAAAGCUCGGUUGGGUGAUUUUGGGCUGGCUCGAACUGUUCAAUACGAUGGUGGGACGCACCAUUCCACGAGUGUGAUUGCCGGAACGCCGGGUUAUAUUGCACCGGAGUAUUAUCUCACCGGUAGAGCAAGUGCAGAGACGGAUGUAUAUGGUUUUGGGGUAUUUGCCAUCGAAGUCACAUGCGGCCGGCCACCCGGCAACGACGGCAUCGUGGAUUGGCUGUGGGGGUUGUAUGGGAGAGAGAAGCUGUUGGAUGCAGUAGAUCCUCAGAUGCAUGGAGGUUUUGAAGAGGAGCAGGUGGGCCAUGUGCUUACGUUGGGGUUGGCUUGUUGCCAUCCAAACCCUAAUGAGAGGCCAUCCAUGAGGGUGGUCUUGCAGAUGUUGACCGGUGAAGCUGGCCCGCCAAUUCCACCCAAUGAGAAGCCUGCUUUCAUGUGGCCAGCGGUGGGCCGUCUUCAUGAGGCUGUUGCAAUUUGCAUUGAGGAGCAUUCCAUUGAUUGACGUCUAUUUGAAUCUGAUGUAUUCUUCGCUGUUGUAGGGAUUCGAUACAAUAAUGGUUAUUUAUUUAUUUAUGUAUUUUUUGUUUUGCACGGAAUCUAAAAAGACAUGUAAAUGGGCACAGAAGAUGAAAGGACCUCCUUAUUUUGGCAGGGACACUCAUGAAAGAUCUUGCAUGUUUUAGUUAAUUACCUUUUGUGAAUAGGCCCACCAUAACGUGUGAGUGCUUAAAUAAUAUUGCAUUUCAAAACAUUAUUCUUUUAUAUAUUCGUGCAUCAACUCUAAUUUUUAUGUUUUUUCUAGACAAAAUUACCUUUAAACACCUUCUUCAAAUCCCUAUGUAAUGGCACU
Molecule: messenger RNA, 2387 nt
Organism: Magnolia sinica
Lineage: Eukaryota; Viridiplantae; Streptophyta; Magnoliopsida; Magnoliales; Magnoliaceae
Product: probable L-type lectin-domain containing receptor kinase S.5
Exons: 1
Coding region: 84-2039 (651 amino acids)
Biological process (GO): protein phosphorylation
Cellular component (GO): plasma membrane
Molecular function (GO): ATP binding; protein kinase activity; carbohydrate binding
Source: RefSeq, a predicted model, not a curated record